CUCCCGAGGGCCGAGCGCUGAUGGGCGGGCAGCGCUCGGCUCCGCCUAGCGCCCACCGCCCUGCCCUCGCCUGUCUCCUCCUUUCCCCGGGGCUCCGCUGAGUUCAUUCACUGGGAUUGGUUUCAAGUGACGCCAUCUCUUUAUUUUUAAACCAAUGACCUCAUCCGCGCUUGAAGUUUCCUGACUAGCUACUCUUUCUCCCUUCCCAACCCCCCCCGCCCCCCCUCAUGCCGGGUCUCACCGUCUGGGGGGCUCAUCCAUUUUGAAACCAUUUAUUUCCCGCCUCUCGGCUUUCCUCGUGCGGCCCCCCACCUUUACCUCCUCGAGUGCUUCAUCCCUGUCGACAUUUUUUUUUUCUUUUCGGGGGGUGGUGGAAGAGAAAGUGAGGAAAAGUUGCAAACGGCCGGUCCUCGCCGAGCUCCCCUCCCACCCUUCAGAGGAGGACGCCGCGGGGAAGAGGACGCGAGCGCGGAGCGGUGACAACGCCGGGAGCUCAGCCGCCCUCAAGCUGUCAGUCCAGUGUAAAGCUGUUGGAGCAAGGGAGCAAAGGUAGUGGAUGAUGUAAUAGCCCGGCUGUCCCAAAGCAUCUUUUGUUGUGGAAUGGUUAUUCCAGUCAUCUCUCUAUGAAUCACAUGUGAGGGGCUGCUUUGUGGAAGGGGUCCUUUGCAAGAGCACGUCAACGGGAAAGAGAAAGAGACAUUCACUUGGAGGGCUCUUGCUGAAAAUGGGUUUAACUCUGCUUUUGCCAGUCACCACCAGCCUGACCUCAUACAUUUCUAGUACAAUGGAGUGGCUGAGCCUUUGAACACACCACCAUUACAUCAUCGUGGCAAAUUAAAGAAGGAGGUGGGAAAAGAGGACUUAUUGUUGUCAUGGCCCAUGAGAUGAUUGGAACUCAAAUUGUUACUGAGAGGUUGGUGGCUCUGCUGGAAAGUGGAACGGAAAAAGUGCUGCUAAUUGACAGCCGGCCAUUUGUGGAAUACAAUACAUCCCACAUCUUGGAAGCCGUUAAUAUCAACUGCUCCAAGCUCAUGAAGCGAAGGCUGCAACAGGACAAAGUGUUAAUCACAGAGCUUAUCCAGCACUCAGCAAAACAUAAGGUGGACAUUGACUGCAGUCAGAAGGUGGUAGUUUAUGAUCAGAGUUCCCAAGAUGUCGCUUCCCUGUCAUCAGACUGCUUUCUUACUGUGCUUCUGGGUAAACUGGAGAAGAGCUUCAACUCUGUUCACCUGCUUGCAGGUGGGUUUGCUGAGUUCUCUCGUUGUUUCCCCGGCCUCUGUGAAGGAAAAUCCACUCUCAUUCCUACCUGCAUAUCUCAGCCUUGCUUGCCUGUUGCCAACAUUGGGCCAACUCGAAUUCUUCCCAAUCUCUAUCUUGGCUGCCAGCGAGAUGUCCUCAACAAGGAGCUGAUGCAACAGAAUGGGAUUGGCUAUGUGUUAAAUGCCAGUAAUACCUGUCCAAAGCCUGACUUCAUACCUGAGUCUCACUUCCUGCGAGUGCCUGUGAAUGACAGCUUUUGUGAGAAAAUUCUGCCGUGGUUGGACAAGUCAGUGGAUUUCAUCGAAAAAGCCAAAGCCUCCAAUGGCUGUGUGCUGGUGCACUGCUUAGCUGGAAUCUCUCGCUCCGCCACCAUUGCUAUUGCCUACAUCAUGAAGAGGAUGGACAUGUCUCUAGAUGAGGCUUACAGAUUUGUGAAAGAAAAAAGACCUACUAUAUCUCCAAACUUUAAUUUUCUGGGCCAACUCCUGGACUACGAGAAGAAGAUUAAGAACCAGACUGGAACAUCAGGGCCAAAGAGUAAGCUCAAGCUGCUGCACCUGGACAAGCCCAGUGAGCCUGUCCCUGCAGCCUCGGAGGGUAGACGGAAGAGUGCACUGCCUCUCAGUCCACCCUGUGCCAACUCUGCUACCUCAGAGGCAGCGGGGCAAAGGCCUGUGCAUCCUACCAGUGUGCCCAGCUUACAGUCAUCACUCUUAGAAGACAGACCACUGACACAGGCGCUCAACGGGCUCCACCUGUCCUCAGAGAAGCUGGAGGACAGCAAUAAGCUCAAGCGUUCCUUCUCUCUAGAUAUCAAAUCCGUUUCAUAUUCAGCCAGCAUGGCAGCAUCCUUACACGGCUUCUCAUCAGAAGAUGCUUUGGAAUACUACAAACCUUCCACCACGCUGGAUGGGACCAACAAGCUCUGCCAGUUCUCCCCAGUUCAGGAAGUAUCAGAGCAGACUCCAGAGACCAGCCCGGAUAAGGAGGAGGCCCACAUCCCCAAGAAGCCCCAGCCCAGCAGACCCUCAGACAGCCAGAGCAAGCGGCUGCACUCGGUGAGAACAAGCAGCGGGGGGGCUGCCCAAAGGUCCUUCUUCUCCCCACUGCAUCGAAGCGGGAGUGUAGAGGACAAUUACCACACCAACUUCCUUUUCGGCCUUUCCACCAGCCAGCAACACCUCACCAAGUCUGCUGCAGGGCUGGGCCUCAAGGGCUGGCACUCGGAUAUCCUGGCUCCCCAGACCUCUGCCCCAUCCCUGACCAACAGUUGGUAUUUUGCCACAGAGCCCUCGCGCUUCUACUCUGCUUCAGCCAUCUACGGAGGCCAUGCCAGUUACUCUGCCUACAGCUGCAGCCAGCUGCCCACCUGCAGCGACCAAAUCUAUUCUGUGCGCAGGCGGCAGAAGCCCAGUGACAGAGCUGAUUCGCGGCGGAGCUGGCAUGAAGAGAGCCCCUUUGAAAAGCAGUUUAAACGCAGAAGCUGCCAAAUGGAAUUUGGAGAGAGCAUCAUGUCAGAGAACAGGUCGCGGGAAGAGCUGGGGAAGGUGGGCAGUCAGUCUAGCUUUUCAGGCAGCAUGGAAAUCAUUGAGGUCUCCUGAGAAGAGACCUAUGACUUCUAUUGACAGUUUUUUCUUCACACAAAAAAUAUUCCCUGUAAAUCUGAAAUAUAUAUAUAUAUAUAUAUAUGUGUGUGUGUGUGUACAUACAUAUAUAUUUUUUGGACUAUGGAGCUGUGGUGUAAAAGCAAAAGAUGGAUCAACACAGUUGUUCUCUCUUAACACCUACACUGAGAGUUCGGCCAAAAUUUCUCAAAAUAAAAGUGGAAGUGCAGAGGCUGGAAUCCCCCUAACCAGGAGAAACAGUUUUAUUCAUUUAAUUUUACAGCUUCUUGUUCCUACAAAAGCAAGUUUAUUUGAUGUGAGGGGACAAAAAUCCCCUCCCAUUUUCAUGUGCUACAGAGAUCUCCAGAACUCAUCUCUGGCCAGGCCCUUCCCAGGUAUACCUUAGCGCUGAGACUGAGCCAGCUGUGGGUCAGGUGGGGAGACCCUCUUAGGGACAGAACCUAAUGGUAAAUCCAAGAGAAAUGAUCCUGUCCAAAGCGGAUUCACAAAUCCAAGCUUUCCCGACAGCCAAGAUGCAGGCAUCAUUCUGCUGGACAGACCAUUAGGAGCCUUGCCCAGAUCUGCUUAAAACCAAUCCAGUACCUCAGACAGGACAGUUGGGGCCGUCACCACUACCAUGUCUGUUAGCCCUUUCUCUAGGCAUUGUGAAUAAGUAGGUAGUUGUCACUUUCCAGACCAAUUCAUACUGUCAGUGCACAGAAUUCCAAUGGGCCUGGAUGAGCGGCUCCCUCUUCUCAGCUUCACCCAAGAAGGGAGACCAUCUAGGGUUCAGCCUAACUCGAGAUUGGGCAGUCAGGAAGCCUAAUGAUUUAAGAUAAGGGUGGGAGGCUAAACAAGUCUCCUCCUCCUCUAUAAUAAUCAAAGAAUUGUCUAAAAUGGGAUUGUUAAUCCUUUAAAUUGCCCUUGAACUUGGAUUAGGUAAAUGUGAAUCAUUGGGGUUAGCAGAGCAGCAGCAUCUCCAUGAAGAUCUCAGUCUAAGCUGAUGCUUUCCAGUUCUGUUUCAUGACAGAUUAAAAUUAGAGCUGGUAAGUGAAAGUCGCUGAAGAAAAGCAGGAAACUAAUUUCCUUGGUGGUUUUUUUCCUGUUGAGUGUAACAAGGGUAGCAUUUCUAUAAUUUUCUCAGCCUUCCAGAUUUGCUAAGGGCUUUGGAAAGCUAGAAGUAUUCAGAAUAAAACAUUAGAAAGGACAAGAGAAGUUUGUUAAAUUUUGCUAAGUUGUGAAUACAGGAAAGCCGUAGCCAAACCCUUUUCCCAGCAUGCUAAGGAAGGGACAUUUCAAAAUGGAGGAGCACAGCAGUACCUCAGCCCCUGACCUGCAAUCACUGUGUGGAGCUGAGCCUGGCAGCUGAGACGAGGUAAUUAACAGGUGUACAUGAUUGUACAUAUCCACCUUUAAACUGCCUGGCUGGAGUUUUACCCUCUGAACGCAUCCUCCUACGGCCUUCAUUCACGUCAGCAGUGCCUGGGUAGGAGAGGGCAGGUGUCCUCACUGAUCUUCACUGUCACGUAGCCAGCUGCUGACUCACAUCUCAGGUUUUUCUGUUUUUGAAACGGAUAGUCCUUUGACUAGGAUGUGACUUAAUGUUUCCUAUAGUGACUGCUCAAACCAGCAUAGAAUGACAUGAUUCAGAGCUGACUGGCUUGAUCACAAGGAUUCUAGCCUGAUAGACAUACUAGUCUGUACAGAUGAGCCGUGGUCUGGGCGUAGGAUGAAGUCAGAGCGGACACUGCACAAGAAGGUUGCCACGCUGCAAGGUUCUGCUGAGCCAUCUGACUGGUUUUAGAUACGAUUGCAAUCUUUUAUGUAAUCAAAAGUUCUCAAGGAUUCAUAGUCAUUUUUGAUGUGUUGUGCACACACUGUAAUAAUUCACUCCUAAAAUCUGGUCAUACCUGGCAAGGCAUUUUUAAGAAAUGAAGGCAAUGGCCUUGUCAUUCAUUAAGUCUGUUCCAGGAGGGUCAGGGGACAAGGCUUUAGUAUAUUUGAGCAGAACUUCACCUGUGCCAUUUAGGGUUUCUUUGGCUUUGGUCCCCUUUUUAUAACUGACGUAACUACAGUAUGGCUGGCAGUCCUUGAUCACUAAUGCCAAAGUAUCAGUUCUUGGAAUUGAGACUACCAUGUCAAAAGGGCAGCCUCUGAGGCAUGUGGUGGAGUAGGUGGUGUGGUGCUUGGCCCUCAGCCUGUGAGCACAGGGAAGCCUGGAGUCUGCUGGGAUGAUGUAGAACAGUGCUUUUAAAGAGCAAAACCAGAGCCAGGCAUGGUGGCAUACACCUUUAAUCCCAGUACUCAGGAGGGAGAGACAAGCCCAUCUCAGUGAGAUCAAGGCCAACCUGGUCUACAUAGUGAGCUCCGGCCAGCUGGGGCUACAGGGAAACCCUGUCUCACAAAACAAAAUGAGCAAAACUAGACCCUGAGAAAUGCUGGAAAUUGUUUAGAAGAUUUGUAAAGUUAGUGGAAAGACUGUAUAAAUGUUUAAUAUGAAUAUAGUGUUCUUUUGGACUAAGGCAAGCUGUUGAAUGGUUAAUUGUGCAUUUCUCAUUUUGAUGUGUCAUGUAUGUUAAUGAUUAAAUAAAAUCAAAACUGGUA
Messenger RNA from Nannospalax galili (Upper Galilee mountains blind mole rat), 5468 nucleotides. RefSeq names its product dual specificity phosphatase 16 (gene Dusp16). The transcript has 7 exons. Gene Ontology annotation, biological process: negative regulation of MAPK cascade; protein dephosphorylation. NCBI's taxonomy places the organism in Eukaryota, Metazoa, Chordata, Mammalia, Rodentia, Spalacidae. Bases 873 to 2861 code for a protein of 662 amino acids. The record is from RefSeq and is a predicted model, not a curated record. Gene Ontology annotation, cellular component: cytoplasm; nucleus. Gene Ontology annotation, molecular function: protein tyrosine/threonine phosphatase activity; MAP kinase tyrosine/serine/threonine phosphatase activity.